Entamoeba dispar SAW760 is the source of this 915-nucleotide messenger RNA. RefSeq lists its product as uncharacterized. NCBI's taxonomy places the organism in Eukaryota, Evosea, Mastigamoebida, Endamoebidae. The transcript has 2 exons. The record is from RefSeq and is a predicted model, not a curated record. The coding region runs from base 1 to 915 and encodes 304 amino acids.
AUGUUAAUGUUUUAUAUUAUAAUGUUAAUUAAUUGUAUUAAUGCUGAACACUAUGAUUGUAUUCAAAUAGGACAUGAAUUUGAAGAUGGAUUUGAAAGUGGAAAAGAUAAACAAUGUGAAUCACUCUCAAACAAUUAUUCAUAUUAUUUUAACAAGAAUUUCACUUACUCUGAUUUAGCUUUCAAUUGUAACAGAACAUAUCUUGAUGGUAAGUUCACAAUGACAAGUUCAUUUGAUUACUGGGAUGCAAAUGUUAUUGAAGUUAUGGAUAAAUCUCAAUUACUUUAUAUGGAAGAUUUCAUACAUAUAAUGAAUUUAUCUUUAGAAAAAAAUUUAUAUUAUUUUGGAUUGGUCAUUGAUUAUAUUCAUCUUUUUAAAGAUGGGGAAUCUAUAAACAAAUUUAUAAUUAAUAAUCCAGUUAAUAAUAAACGAUGUUUUGAUGUGACGUCAUUUAAUGAUAACAGUGCAUUUGAAAUUAAUAAAAACCCAAAUGAUCAUUAUUUACCAGAAGAUUUUAAGAAUGGACUUGAUAUGUCAGAUGGUAAAGCAUAUUUAAUAUCAAAUAAUAGAUUAAUGAGAUUUUGUCCAAAUGGAAUUGAUUUAGAUACAAGUGUUACUUGUACAAUGAAUGGUAAUAAUUAUAAUUUAUCAUAUUCAGGAAAUGGUAAUCAACUAUUCAAUUAUCCACAUUGUCAAUGUGAUGAUAGUGGUGAAACUGAAUGUAUUCUUAAUAUUCAACAAAAUUUAAACACAGUAGAUUUUAAUAAUAAUAUUAUUAAAUAUACAACUCUUAAUAUUGAUCAUGAUAUUAUAUUAUAUAAUUUUAUUUCAGAUAAACAAAUUAAUGUUAAUGAUGAUAUUACAUUAUUAAUAGCACCUGUUUCAUCAAUCAAAGAGUAUACUCAAAAGAUAUAA